AUGAUAAUAGUAAAAAUAUUCUUUCUUAUUGGAUAUUCAUAUUUAGUUCAAUCAAAAAACGUUUAUAUGCAUAACUUGCCUUUGGGAGAAUACCGUACGGUAUUUGAGAAAGUAUAUGCAUGUCAAUCAACAAAUUUAGUUCAAUUUAAUGUUUAUUUUAAUAAAAGAACAUCAAAUAUAACUGAAAUAAAAGGAAAUUUCUCAUUAUCGAUGCCUUUAGACGAUAGUUUUAUAAUUGAUAUAAAUGCUGCAUCUUGGAGUUUAACUGGUGGUUGGAAACCAAAUUCAAUGGUUUAUAUAUCAAAAAAUGCAUGUAAUAGUUUUAAAAAGUUUGCAGGAAACGCGUGGUAUUCAGUAUUGAAGGCUUUUAACUUUGCUAAAACUACAUGUCCACUUCCACCGGGUACAUACAUUACAUCAGGGAUCGAUUUGAAGAACUUAGAAGAUCAUAACUUUCCCAAGGUGUAUUUUUAUGGAAAAUAUAAAGUAACAUUUAAGCUAAAAAAUGUAAAAGAUGAAGCAGUUUUUUGUUGCAUAUUGGAGUUGAGUCUUAUACGGCCAUGGGAAAAACCAAUUUGA
This is a messenger RNA of Rhopalosiphum padi (bird cherry-oat aphid), 579 nucleotides long. RefSeq lists its product as uncharacterized. The coding region runs from base 1 to 579 and encodes 192 amino acids. The transcript is spliced from 4 exons. The record is from RefSeq and is a predicted model, not a curated record. NCBI's taxonomy places the organism in Eukaryota, Metazoa, Arthropoda, Insecta, Hemiptera, Aphididae.